Messenger RNA from Peromyscus eremicus (cactus mouse), 2668 nucleotides. It is a transcript of the gene Tmem252, whose product is annotated as transmembrane protein 252. The transcript is spliced from 2 exons. NCBI's taxonomy places the organism in Eukaryota, Metazoa, Chordata, Mammalia, Rodentia, Cricetidae. Bases 215 to 772 code for a protein of 185 amino acids. The record is from RefSeq and is a predicted model, not a curated record.
GAGGACACAGUGUUAUGUUUCUAGGUUUCCCCUGGAGGAUAUUACAGUAACUUUCAGUGGUUAAUGAAUAGCUUCCUGGUGCCUGCUUCACUUAAUUGUUCAAAGGCCGUUUGCUCCUGUGUAUAAGGCUGCGACUUGGCUAAUGAGUGCACUUCCCUGAGCAGGCCUGGAAGCACAGGAGUGGCAGGGUCAGACGGGCUCCAGAGAAGCAGGGAUGCAGAACAGGACUGUUCUAAUUCUCUGUGCCCUCUCCCUCCUCACAGGCUUCCUGAUGAUCUGCCUGGGGGGCUUCUUCAUCUCCAACUCCAAAUUUCACUCUCAGAGGAAUCUGGUCGUGUCCUACGUGCUUCUGCCUAUGGGGUUUAUGAUCCUGCUGAGUGGAAUUUUCUGGGCUACUUACUGCCAAGCAAGCGAAAACAAAGAGAUGUUCAACCAUGCGCUCAGACAGCACCUUGCUUCCCCGGACCUGCCCCUGGCCACAGUAGACAGGCCUGACUUUUACCCCCCAACUUAUGAAGAAAGCCUGGAUGCUGAGAAACAGGCCUGCGCUGCAGGCAGAGGGCUUCUGGGAGUCCCUCCUCCUCCAUAUACAGCAACAAGCCUUGAACUUGAAGAUGAAAAUGACCCGCAGCCAGAGGCCCCACCCCCCUACCAGGAGAGAACAGCGGAUGCAGUGGUUACAGCAGAGGCACCGGAUGCUGAUGCCCAGGGACCAAGCCUGGCACUAAAGGCAGGACCUGCUCUCCUGUACUCAGAACUCACCAGCUGCUGAGGAGACAGGCUGGCCAGGGACUGGGAAGCUGCUCUGCCACUCUGCACUGGAGCAAGGCCACCAUGGGUUCAAGGGCAGCAUGGAGCCAUUGAAGUUCAUAGCCACCAGCAGGAAGUUGGUGCAGAGAAAUCCCAUGAAGCCCAACCCAAGUGAACUUUAGACUGAAGAGAAGGUAUAUGGCCAGGCCUUCUGCCUCCCUGCUAACCCCAUGACCUCAACUCAAGCCUGGAGGUGCACUUACUGUUGGUGGGACUGCCACGGCCCUUCACAUACUAUGUCCAAAGAAUCUCAAGGGAAGACUGCCUGGGAGGCAGCCUUGGAGUCACCCCACUGACCAUGCUACCUGAGUGACUUCAUAGCUCAUACACAUCAUGGGAAGUGUUCUAGGAACCUAGGGACAUUAUUUUGUAUCAUUUUAUUUUAAUUAUGUAUGUUUUUUUCUGUAUGAAAGGGAAGAGACUGCAAUAUUUGCUUUUAAAUGGUACAAACACAAAACACUGAGUUACCUCUUCAAGAGGUCCUGAUACAGGCACAUAGGGGUUCUUACUGAUUCAAGUUGACUAAAUAGAAUACUUAAUUCAUGAUCCAGGGAGUCAAGAGUGAUGCUAAUAUACAAUAUAUUACAAAUCUUGUGAAAUUUAAAAAUGUUUAUAUGCAGUUUUCCAGGAUGUUCCCCCAACUCAAAUUCAGAAUGUAAGGUAUCAAAAACUGUAAGGUCAUGUUUCCAUUACCGGGAUGUUUUUUGUGUCUCAACAUCUAGAAGUCUAGUUCUCGACUUAAAAACCCAAUGGUCCCUCCGUGGUUUUAUUUUCUUGGUGGGGUUUCUUAAAAUCAGAGAACAGGUUGUCGGGAGGAUAGUCGCAGGACACACAGGCUGAGACUUUGGACGUGGAUGAGGGUAUCCAUCUUCCCGCCUCAAGUUCUCUCUCUCCCAAGUGAGGCAUCUAUGCUCAGGUUGAUAUCUAACAGUUAUGGCAUGCCUUUCACGUGUUGGGUUCAACUAGUCCUCCAUGUGUGUUAUUUAGCCCCCUGCCCCAUCUUUAAGAGGUAGGUGCUAUGAGCAUUCCUGUUUUAGGGAUGUGUCAACUGAGGUUUCGAGGAUUCAGGAAAUGUGUUCAAUAAAACAGCAGCCUCAAGGAAGGUGAAGAAUCAAAAGGCACAUGAUGGGAGUCACUCACCUCACGCUUUUGAGUUAGGCUAGUUAUGUCUUUCCUCUUUCCUGGACACAGCUUAGAUUUCUCGUUCCAUGUCAAAAGUGACCCCUAACAGAAAGUAAUGUUCCAGGUCACUGCCACACCGUCCACGCUUGAAGAAGCAGCUGAGGUGGCUUUAGGAUUAUUGGGCUUUUUGGUUAAAAUGUGCCAGCCUGUUUCCCGUCUGUGAAAUGGGCCCUCAUAGUGCAAUUUUCCUGAAUCCUACAGAGGGCAGCCACGAUGAUGGCCACAGGAGAAGAGCCUUUGAAAACUCACAGGGAAGAAUGAAAUCUUUCAAGAAGAGAGUCAUCAAGGUGGGACCGGGUAUCCAUGGUCUCAGCUUCUCCAUUGGUGCGGAGUACACAGUUUGCGAACGGACUGGUAAAUACACAAGAUGCCAAAUGAACAAAACCCUAGUCCAUGAAUCUCUGCUUUGAAUCCUGGACAAUGAAGGAAUGACUAGAUAGGAAGGCCACUGAUGACUGUUCAGCAGGACGGUGACCAUUUAUUAACAGUGCAAUUUGUCAUUUCUUUCCUGUCAUCUCUUUUCAUCCCCCUCCUGAGCAGUUUACCCCACUGGUCUGAAUGACCAGCAUUAUCCGACUUCUACCCAGAUUUGCACACAGAAUAGAUGUUUUUUCUACCACCGGGGGACAGAUGAACCAAACGUUCAAUUUGGUUUGCAUACAUUGUAUUAGUUUCC